CAGUGUUAGACGCUUGUUUCAUUUACAGCCUCUCUAACAGAUGUUUUUAAUAUAUUUUGUAAAUUUAACUUUGUUUUCUAGAAAUGUCUAAUACAACUGAUAGUUAUCAUAGAGGAACUCUUAAAUCAAACGUGAUGUAGCUAACUGAACAAUAGGUGUUAUUCAGUGAUUGUGCCAGUACUACUCGUUCAAAGCAAUAUGUAACAAAGAGCUGUAAGCUGAUAAGUAAUCGUGCAUUUGCUCUCGGAUAUCUUUUCAAUUCCUGGCAUCUCGUCCGUAUAUAAAAGCAUUGCACUUCUGAUGGAAAUUUAGCAGAGUCUCAACAUAAUGUCUGCGAAAACGUCACAUAAGGCGCCCGCGUGGCUGACAGAGGAAUACGUUGAGAAAAGGUUAAGAGUCUACUUUAAGAAUGAAACCUUGAAUGUGGAUAUUAAGCCGGCGAUAGCAAGUGGAGAAAACUAUGCUAGUGUGAUGACCCGCAUCUAUGUGGACUACACCACGAGUGACUCAAAGCAUAAACAGGCAGUAACUUUUUUAGUGAAAACCACCUUUGCUGACAAAGAUCCCGUGUCCCAUAUACUGUUAAACUACGGAAUCUACACGAGAGAGAUGGACAUAUACGAAAGGAUCCUGCCCCGUUUGGCAGAUAUAGUCAAGAAUGAGCUGCGUGAUUCGCGGAAGCUGUUUGCAGCUACUGUGAAUGUAGAUUGUGAGAGGGACUCCAUUGUAUUCGAGGAUCUUUCGCUGGAGAAGUACAAGGUGGCCUGCAGGGUAAAGAAAUUGGAUUUGGAACACGUCCAUUUGGUUCUCGAGAAACUGGCUAAUUUUCAUGCCGCUGGAGCAGCUCUAGCUGAAAGGCAACCUGGUAUCUUUGAGAAGAACUAUGAUCGAGGAUUCUUUAACAAACAUGUUCGGAGUUACGAACCCAUCAUGAAGAAUAUUCUGAUAGCGUUGUCUCAUACCCUAGAGUUGAAUCCGGAUCUUAAAGAGCGUUACAAAACAAAGAUUGACCGUCUAAUUGAUAACGUAAUGGACUACGGCGAGCGCUCGACAUCUCUUAGUCCCGGGGACUUUGUGACCCUGGCUCAUGGAGAUAUUUGGACUACCAAUGUUAUGUUCCAGUACGAUGACCAAGGACAUCCGAUAAAUGCUAUUCUUAUUGACUUCCAGUUCAGCGUUUGGAACUCUCCGGCCAUAGACCUGCACUACUUCUUUUCGACCUCUAUUCAUGAAAAUCUUCGUCUGCAGCAUCAGACGGAAUUGGUCCAAUUUUACUACUAUAAACUUGCAGAGGCCUUGAAAAAGGUAAAAUACUUGGGUAAAGUUCCUAGUUUAUUUGAGUUCCAGCAUCAGUUCCGGUCCAAAGCUUUUUAUGCUGUAUUUGCAUCUCUCAUUUUUGAGCCUACCAUGGUGUAUAAUGGCAAGGAGGAGCUAUCCAUACAGAACUUUAUGAGCAACGAUGAAAAAUGUGAACGGUUAAGAGACGCAGUUUACCAGACGGAGGAAAACCAAAAGAAAUUGCGCCUGUCUUUGCCUUUCUUUGAUCAAUUGGGACUGUUAGACGAUAUGUAAAAAAAAA
Messenger RNA from Drosophila eugracilis, 1579 nucleotides. RefSeq lists its product as uncharacterized. The record is from RefSeq and is a predicted model, not a curated record. NCBI's taxonomy places the organism in Eukaryota, Metazoa, Arthropoda, Insecta, Diptera, Drosophilidae.